UUAUCUCGAGCACUCGUUUUGAUUCGUUUCUGCGAAGUACACCGGGUGCUAUCGCCAAAAAAUGAUAGUGUCAACAAGUAUUUGUAGGUUAUCGAGAUACCACAAGCCAGUGCUUUUGGCUGGCAAAAAUUCGUGUAAAAAUGGAAAUACGACCUACGUCAAGUUUAGUCACGCGAGACGAGCAAGUCACACGAACGUCGGCACCGAAGUCGUCACGUUGUCUGAUGGCAAGCCACUCAAGCUAUCUACAGGUAAAUAUGCACGUUUCGCUGAUGGUAGCGCAAUCGUGUCCUUGGGCGACACUUCAGUCAUGGUCACAGCAGUUUGCAAGCACCAAUCGUCUAAUUCCUCAUUCCUUCCACUCAUCGUGGACUACAGACAGAAGGCAGCUGCAGCGGGUCGCAUACCAACCAAUUUUUUAAGGAGAGAACUCGGGCCAACCGAAAACGAAAUUCUCACGAGCAGAGUCAUCGAUCGAUCAAUAAGACCGUUAUUCCCAGAGGGAUUUUACUACGACACCCACAUAAUGUGCAACAUGUUAGCUGUCGAUGGUAUAAACGAUCCUGAUGUGAUUGCCAUUAACGGUGCCUCUGCGGCUCUUAGCAUCUCUGAUAUUCCAUGGAAUGGUCCUGUGGGCGCGAUCAGAAUCGGGAUGAUCGACAAUGAAUUUAUAAUUAAUCCUACGAGACGUCAAAUUCAAGAUAGUAUAUUAAACAUGAUUGUCACAGCGACUAAACACAAUUUAAUCGUCAUGUUAGAGGGUUCAGCCAAUGAAAUAUUAGAGCAGGAUCUGAAGAAGGCGAUAAAACUCGGCGUUAAAGAAUGUCAGAAUAUUGUGAACGCUAUAGCAAAUUUGCAAAAGGCACAUGGCAAAACGAAAAGAAAUAUCGAGACUGUCGAACAGGAUAAUAAUCUGAUCAAUUCUGUGAAGGAACUUUCGGAGACAAAAUUGCGAGAAAUAUUUUCAAAUCAUGCUCAUGAUAAGAUUUCUAGGGACAAUGCGAUUAAUGAUCUUAGAAAUAGUGUUAUUGAGGCGUUGAAAAGUGAUAAUACUGAUUUGGAUGUUAAAUCAGCGGAAAACAUCUUUGGGAAAAUUACCAAAGAUCUUUUCAGGACACUGAUCUUAGACACAGACGUCAGAUGCGAUGGUCGUUCACCGGAUGGUUUACGCGAUAUAUCAUGCCAGGUAGACCUUUUCAAUCCUCUUCAUGGCUCGGCUGUAUUUCAACGAGGACAGACUCAGGUCAUGUGUACUGUGGCUCUGGACUCUCUGGAAAGUGCGCUCAAGAUGGACGCUAUGUCGAUGUUAAUUAGUGGCGUGAAAGAAAAAAAUUUCUUCCUUCAUUACGAAUUUCCGCCCUAUGCAACUAAUGAAACAGGACACGUAGGUCGGAUAGGACGUCGGGAGAUGGGACAUGGUGCUUUAGCGGAGAAAGCCCUGAGGUCGAUUCUUCCAAAGGACUAUCCGUUCACCAUAAGACUGACUAGCGAGGUUUUGGAAUCAAAUGGUUCUUCUUCAAUGGCUACGGUUUGUGGCGGAAGCUUAGCACUGCUCGAUGCAGGCAUACCUAUAUCUUCGUCAGCAGCAGGUGUGGCCAUUGGUCUCGUGACUAAAUAUAAUGAAACUAACACUGAUAUCGACAAGUAUAAGAUAUUGACUGACAUAUUAGGAAUCGAAGAUUAUCUUGGGGAUAUGGAUUUCAAAAUAGCAGGCACCAAGCGAGGAUUCACCGCGUUACAGGCCGAUGUAAAGAUACCAGGAGUUCCACUAAAAAUUAUAAUGGAGUGCCUAUAUCAAGCGAUAGCUGCUAAACGAGAAAUCAUUAAAAUCAUGAACGAUGUGAUACGAACACCGCAAACAAAGAAAAAGGACAAGAUGCCAGUGAUUGAGAACUUGGAGGUUCCUAUUCAUCAAAGAGGAAAGUUUCUUGGAAUCGGCGGUAUGAAUUUAAAGAAGAUACUCUUGGAAACCGGAGUGCACAUAUUUCCACACGAUGAGAACACGUACUCUAUAUUUGCGCCAAACGAAAACGCCAUGAACGAAGCUAAGGAAAUGAUAGAAAAUAUUCUGCAGAAGGAUCGCGAGCCGACUUUGGAAUUCGGCGCCAUUUAUACCGCGAAAAUAGUGGAAAUACGAGAGAUUGGAGUUAUGGUGACGCUACAUUCCAAAAUGGUGCCAACAUUAUUGCCCAAUUCUCAAUUAGAUCAACGCAAGAUCCAUCACCCUAGCGCUCUGGGACUGGAAAUUGGUCAGGAGAUACAAGUCAAGUACUUUGGACGAGACCCAGCGUCCGGACAGAUUAGGAUAUCGCGAAAAGUGCUGCAGGAACCGAUUACGUUGUCGAAAACUCUGCAUCGGGAUAACGCAGAGAGGAUGUGAAAUCCGUAAAUUACUAUAUUUUCAAUUGAAAGAUACAUAUUAUCGAUUAUUUUUAUUGCGAGAUGAUCUGUACAUUUUCCCGUCUAAAAAUGUGACUACCUUUUUGCAGAUUCCUACAGUAUAUAUUUGUUGAAUACAACAUUUUGUAUGAUGCCUUUGUUAAGAAUAGAGACAUAAAAAUACCGGGAAUAUGAAAUAUAAUUGAUAU
Messenger RNA from Camponotus floridanus (Florida carpenter ant), 2588 nucleotides. It is a transcript of the gene PNPase, whose product is annotated as polyribonucleotide nucleotidyltransferase 1, mitochondrial. Gene Ontology annotation, biological process: mitochondrial RNA 3'-end processing; mitochondrial mRNA catabolic process. Gene Ontology annotation, molecular function: polyribonucleotide nucleotidyltransferase activity; RNA binding; 3'-5'-RNA exonuclease activity. The coding region runs from base 62 to 2380 and encodes 772 amino acids. The transcript has 7 exons. Gene Ontology annotation, cellular component: cytosol; mitochondrion. The record is from RefSeq and is a predicted model, not a curated record. NCBI's taxonomy places the organism in Eukaryota, Metazoa, Arthropoda, Insecta, Hymenoptera, Formicidae.